Molecule: messenger RNA, 516 nt
Organism: Sphenostylis stenocarpa
Lineage: Eukaryota; Viridiplantae; Streptophyta; Magnoliopsida; Fabales; Fabaceae
Source: the annotation of a GenBank genome assembly
AUGGAACCCCAGUCUCUCCCUCCCAUGGACGACGCCGAAGACCCUUCCUCCAUUUGGGACUUCUCCUACCUCCUUGACUUCAACGUCGACGAGGACCACACCAACAACUCUCUCCCUCUUCCUCCUCCAUUAAACGAUGCUACCGAGAUCCCUAACGACCGGGUUCGAAAGCGUGACCCCCGACUCGCCUGUUCCAACUUUCUCGCGGGUCGGGUCCCAUGCGCCUGCCCCGAACUCGACGCCAAGCUCGAGGACGAGGGUUUGCCUGGCAAGAAACGCGCCCGCACCGCGCGAGCAUCCGCAUCCGCUCGAUGCCAGGUCCCUGGCUGUGAGGUCGAUAUCUCCGAACUCAAAGGCUACCACCGCCGACACAGAGUCUGCCUCCGCUGCGCCAAUGCCGCCACCGUUGUUCUCCACGGCGAGCCCAAGAGAUACUGCCAGCAGUGCGGAAAGUGCGAUUCCCUUUCUUCACUCUCUUUGCCGUCGAUUGAGUCAAUUGCCUCGCUCCUUUGUUAG